Messenger RNA from Cydia pomonella (codling moth), 4000 nucleotides. RefSeq names its product syntaxin-12 (gene Syx13). Gene Ontology annotation, biological process: intracellular protein transport; vesicle-mediated transport; vesicle fusion. The transcript is spliced from 6 exons. The record is from RefSeq and is a predicted model, not a curated record. Bases 281 to 1111 code for a protein of 276 amino acids. Gene Ontology annotation, molecular function: SNARE binding; SNAP receptor activity. Gene Ontology annotation, cellular component: SNARE complex; endomembrane system; membrane. NCBI's taxonomy places the organism in Eukaryota, Metazoa, Arthropoda, Insecta, Lepidoptera, Tortricidae.
AGUCGUUUUUCCACUCAAACUGCAUAAUAGUGUGAACCAUCGGGUCUAAAUCAAUGUCUUAAUUUUACCUUAGUUACUUAUGUUGGAGUGAACUUCCCGUAUCGUUUAGGUAUUUUUUGUAAUACGCUUCUGUGACUCAUACGUGAGUAGUGACAACCAUAACAAACACAACGAUCUUAAUAACAGCGUCAUUCCUGUAAGCACAGCUUUCUUCAGUACGUAAGUAACAAUAGUGAACCGUUUUACCUGUUUAGUAUUUUUGCGUCAAUGCUGUUAGAUCAUGGCAGAACGUGAGCCUAUAAGUGGCUCGAGCCGAGACUAUGGCGCAAUCGCCGCGCCUCCCACGGUCGGUUUUGCCGACUUCAGCCCCACAGAGCUAUACAAUCUCAGCGAAGGCAUUGCUGAAAAUGUCAACAGCAUCAACACUGGCCUGCGUUCUCUGGAGAAGAUGAUGAAACAAAUUGGAGGGCCUAAUGAUAAUCUACAACUUAGGGAUAAAAUUCACGACACUCAACAAACAGUGAACGGGUCAGUGUCGGCGACGGCGCGCGACAUCCAGCGGCUCGGCGUGGUGGCGCGACGCGGGGACAAGCCGCAGAAGUUACAGGUGGAGAGGCUCACACAGGCGUUUAAGGAUGCGCUUGCGAAGUACUCAUCAGUACAAAAGCAAGUAUCAGAGAAGAUGGCGGCACACAUGCCGAAGCAAGCUCGCAACCGCAACGACCCGUCUUUGCUCGAGCGACAAGCCAUCGCCGACGACGAGGAGUCGGCGUUGCUGGAUAACCAGCAAGCACAGGCGCGUCUCGUUCAGUUCGAGACGAACAUGCUGUUAGAAAGAGAGCAGUAUAUCCACAAGAUAGAAGCCGAUGUGCUAGACGUAAAUCAGAUCAUGCAAGAUCUAGCUAGCCUAGUCCAGCAGCAGGGCCAAACUGUAGACACGCUCGAAGGUCACAUAGAAGAAGCCAGCGCCAACGUCGAAGCUGGCGUCGACGAGCUGGCCAAAGCCGAACAGCACCAACGCAGCUACAGGAAAAAAAUGUUCAUACUCAUCAUCAUCGGCAGCAUUGUGGCCAUCAUAUUCAUUGUUUGGAUCAUCAAGGCCUUCAGAUAAACAGCGUAUUGUCUAUGAUUUGGUUCUCUGGAGGUUUAUAUAACCGGUCAAACAACUUUGUCUCUAGAAAAAGGCGCGAAAUUCAAAUUUUCUGUGGGAAAAUUACGCCUUCGCGCCUACAUUUUAUAUUUAAUUUGCCGCUUUUUUCUACUGACGGAAAUGGCUUGACAGACUAUAUAUGAUGACGUUGAGGUAGUUGUCACAGUGAGUACGACUGAUUUGUAGAUAUGUGUUCUAAAAGAAACUCGUUGCAACUGUCCCAUUAAAAACUCAUAUAUCUGUUAGGAUACAUACAACGAAAAAACGAAUCAUGUCAUAAGAUUGAUAGGCGAUUUCUUCGUUGUGAUCAUUUUUAGUGCCAAGUUUGAAGUAGACGUUUGACUACCUGCAGCUAUGAUGUUGCAACUUGCGCCACAGAAUAAAUAAUAGUACUACCGUGCAGAAAUUACACUUCCUACAAAACCGAAGUUUGACAGCGAUUUAAGGACGAAUCAUGCUAUCCCUUUCUAAUGUAUGGCGCUAUCUCUUUCGGAUAUUUAGGGUUUUCAAAAUUAAAGUAAUUAUUUUGUCUGUGAAAAAAGAGUUAUUAACUCAUUAAUGCAUUCUAUCAACCAUUAUGUAAAGCUCGACCAGUAUACAUGAGAAUAACAGCGGCCCCUUGAUAAUAACCGUAUAUUUCUGGUCGGGCUUUAUGUAUUAUGUAUAUGUCAAACGCAUUCUGUGAAAAUAACCCCUUGAAUAAACACGGGUAACUAUGUAAAUAAUGUCCUCACAAUGUGUAAUAUCAUUCAUGUACAUCAUACUUCAAAAUACUGUGAUUUAUAAAUUCUUACUCUAUUCUAUUUAUUUCAGCAUUAAUGUAAUGCGAUAAAAUGUGGUUUUUUUUUGCACAAAAAUGUGCAUGUUACGUUUAAUUUAGAGUUGGGAACAUAACUCUGCAUAAUUAUAUUUGUUUAUAAUCAGACAUAGGAAUCCGUGGAGCAAAAUUGUUUGACAAGUAGGGAGUUCCUGUAUCGAUAAACUCGACUAUCGAUGCUAGUUCUAUAUACUAGUGAUCACUCAAGGGUUUGCUUGUAAAAAUACGUUUUUAUUAAGAGUAAAAAUAAUAAUUAAAUAAUAACUCAAUGUACUCUUCUUCGUUUUUAAGACAAGACAAGACAAUUUUAUAAUUUUACUCAACCCAAUUUUUUUCUUCGUGAAUGUCCCAUUUUCUAUUGUUAAAGUAAACGACCAGAAUUUGUUCCAUAUUUUAUUGUAUUAAGCGUCUAAAAUUAAGGGAGUAAAAUUAUAAAAUUGUCUUGUCUUAAAAACGAAGGAGAGUACAUUAAGUUAUUAUUUAAUUAUUUUUUACUCUUAAUUAAAACAUAUUUUUACAAGCAAACCCUUGAGUGAUCACUAGUAUAUCGGGUGUUUCCUGUAACACGAGCAAUAAAUUAAACUGUAGGCUGUACUCCUCAAACUCACCAACAUUUGUUCAGCAACUUUUAAAAAUAACUUAUGUUUUAACUUUUAUUACACAUUCAAGUUAAUUCUAAGACGCAAUGUAUUGCGAAUUUUGUUACGUUUAAAGCGUGACAAGCAACGUCAAACACACUGAUGUCAGCGUACAUUGAAAAUAAUAUUUAAUUUGUAUGAAAACGAUAAAAUCUUAAGAUUUCAUAAUUUUAAAAAGUUGUUAGUGAAAAGUUAUAUCGUUUUAGGAGUACAAUAUAUGGUUUAAUUAUUUGCUCGUGUUACAGGAAACACCCGGUAUAGAACUAGCAUCGAUAGUUGAGUUUAUCGAUAAAGGAACUCCCUACUUGUCAAACAAUUUUGCGCCACGGAUUCCUAUGUCUGUUUAUAAUGCACAGAAUGUACCAUUUUUCAAGUGUGUACUUGUCACCGCGUUACGCCAGUUCGCUACUGACACUAAUACUGUAAUACUACUUAAGUGGUAUUCAGAAUAAAAAAGUAAAUAUCAGUCUGGUAACGGCCUGCGCAAACUGGCGGAGAUGUCGUCAAUUAGUUCGGCAGAUCACUGAGGAGGAUUUAAUCCACGCAGCACACACCAACGAGGGAAAAUUCCCCGCGAUACCGCGAGCGCCCGCCGGCGCACCACGGAGCACUGCGGCACAGGCCGGGGGAUGACACGGCAUGCCGCCGCCUACUGCCGCGUUUACUCUAUCAAAAGGGAAUAAUGACUAAGGUGCACGAGUUCUCGCUCGGCGCACUCGGGAGGCCUCGGCGUAUCCUGGGGGCUGCCGUGGUUAUCCCCUAUCAUGCUCCUCGAUGCCGCGGAGUAACAAUCCUCCGUGAUACUCCGAGGUCGGUCUCAGAGCAUUCAAAUUUAUACCUUAAUGUAAAUGAAAUAGGAAAGAAUAUACAUGGAUACGUUUAAAGUGAUUUGCGCUGCGUUCCGCCGGUUUGCGCAGGACUUAAUACCUCUUUACUAACAGUUAUUUCUAAUUCCGAUUUGUUGGUAGUUUUAGUAGGUUAUUCCUACUAGUUACCACCAAGUUGUUGCAAGUGGUAAAAGGUGGGGAAAAAAUCCCAGUAGUUACCACUGGUAAGAACUUAGUGGUAACUAGUGGGAAUAACACUCUCAUUAUGUUUAGCUUGUGUUAUUGGAUUAAAAUGUUAAGUUUUCUACAAUUUAUGAGUAUUAUCAGCUUUUGUAAUGAACUACAAUAUUGUGUAUUUAUAUAGCUGUAUAUAAGGCCUUAAUUAUUGUAGAAUUUUAUUAUAUAGAAAACAGAAAACUAUAUGAAAAAGUGCCUUGGUAUUGGACCUCACGAGUUCCUAUAGUUUUCCGCUGUCUAUUAUAGGUAAUAAUAUGUUAUAUAAUCCAUUCUAGUUAGGAAUUCAUAGUCGAUGUAAUAAAUUAUAACUUUAUUAAAGUUUUUAAUUUGA